GAAGCUUGUCAGCGCUCCAUCUGGCGCGUGUAUAAGUAAGCUUCACGUCCUCCCGCGUGUGAAGCUUGUGCCUUCUUGUCAAUCACACCGUCGAAGAUGCAGCUCCCCUUGUUCACAGCGGUACUCGCUGCGACAGCAUCAGUCUGCAGUGCAGCAACCAUUGACAAGCGUCAGAACGGCUUCAAUAAUCCUCAGUUCGAGAAUGGCCAGCCCAUCAAUGGUCAAGGAAAAGGAGGCAUCAUCUCAGGCGGCACAAACAAAGAGCUGGACCUGCAAAAUCCUUCCAACCUAGGACAACAAAGUACCGAUGCUGGCUUCGUGCCAAACCUCAAAUGGUCGUUCUCAGACUCCAAGACCCGUAUCUUCAAUGGCGGCUGGGUGCGCGAGCAGGUCAUCAACGACUUGCCCGCGAGUCAUGACAUUGCCGGUGCCCAGGUGCAUUUGAACAAGGGUGCUAUUCGCGAGUUGCAUUGGCACCGCACCGCGGAAUGGGGCUACGUUUACGCAGGGAGCUUCAUAAUCUCUGCUGUCAACGAGGAGGGCAAGUAUGAGGUCGAUACGCUUGAGGUCGGCGAUAUCUGGUAUUUCCCCAAGGGCCAGGCGCACUCGAUUCAGGGACUGGAAGAUGCGAAUGAGUUUCUGGUUAUUUUCGACGAUGGGGACUUUGAGAAAGUCGGAACAACGUUCAUGAUCGAUGACUGGAUCAGUCACACACCCAAGUCGAUCCUCGCGAAGAACUUCGGCGUUAACGAGACCGUUUUUAACAGUGUGCCAAGUCCCUUCCCGUACAUCACCAACGGUACCGUGAGCACGCAGCAGAACAUCACUGGUCCCGCUGGCGCGCUUGUCGGGAACAGCUCGUACGUGUACCACUCACAGGACCACGAGCUGGAGGCCGUGCCGGGCCAAGGAGGUACCUUCCGCAAGGUUGACAGUACGACUUUUCCUAUUGCAAAGACAAUCGCCGCGGCUAUUGUCACAUUGGAGCCGGGUGGUCUCCGUGAGUUGCAUUGGCAUCCGAAUGCUGAGGAAUGGUUGUAUUUCCACCAAGGCCACGCGCGGGCCUCGGUGUUCAUUGGAAACUCGAAUGCUCGUACGUUCGACUUCUCGGCUGGUGACACGGCUGUGUUCCCGGACAACAGUGGGCAUUACAUUGAGAACACGUCCGACACUGAGGAGCUGGUCUGGAUUGAGAUCUACAAGAGCGAGCGAGUUGCUGAUAUUUCGUUGACGCAAUGGCUUGCGCUGACGCCUCAUGAUAUAGCGGCGACGGUAUUGAAGGUGCCUGUCGAGGUGAUUGAAAAUUUGAAGAAAGAGAAGCAGCUAUUGCUGAAGGGCAGCUAAGAGAGCCUAAUGUUGAUCGUUAGUAAGUGAUAGUUUCGCAAUCAUGUGUCAGUGUAGCCACAAGAUCAGACAAACAGUAGUAAUAGCUGCGCAUUAUAGCCUUUUUAAUAACUCAAGAUAUAUUCGAAUUGUUGACCAUUCGAGCUUCAGUCCUCAAAUCAUACGGAAUAGAGAGAACUUCAUGGACAUCGUCUAUCAAUCAGUCAUGUAUUGGUCGUUACCAUGGCGAAUAGAGGUAGACUCUUUGAAGUUUAUGAGAUGCCGAGUGCCGUUGACGCAUCCACCAGACCAACAAAACCCUAUGCCAUGCCACACGAGUUGUUCAGCCACGAAAUUUUCUGGUUAUAUCCGGAACCUUGAAGUUCUACUAAUUACGUGUAAAAUCUAGACACUGAUUCGUGCGCUAAGACAUGCAUGCCUAUGCAG
Molecule: messenger RNA, 1770 nt
Organism: Pseudovirgaria hyperparasitica
Lineage: Eukaryota; Fungi; Ascomycota; Dothideomycetes; Acrospermales; Acrospermaceae
Product: putative oxalate decarboxylase oxdC
Exons: 4
Coding region: 97-1344 (415 amino acids)
Biological process (GO): oxalate metabolic process
Cellular component (GO): cell wall
Source: RefSeq, a predicted model, not a curated record